Messenger RNA from Eublepharis macularius, 5070 nucleotides. RefSeq names its product zinc finger protein 420-like. The coding region runs from base 245 to 3172 and encodes 975 amino acids. Gene Ontology annotation, biological process: regulation of DNA-templated transcription. The record is from RefSeq and is a predicted model, not a curated record. The transcript has 5 exons. NCBI's taxonomy places the organism in Eukaryota, Metazoa, Chordata, Lepidosauria, Squamata, Eublepharidae.
CAGGCGCCCGGCUGCAAAAGCGCCUUCCGGAGAGGGGGGAAAAGCCCCUUUGGGUGAACGGGCUUGGCCGGGGAGGGCCCCUUUUCUCCCCCCCCCCAGUGCUUCUUCCCUUAGCCUUUGAAGUGGAGCCAGUUCAGCGCGGUGGGGGGAGCGAUUGCUGGUGGAGCUUGAAGAGGAGGGCAGAGGACAGAGCCCCCCCCGGUCCCCCUCUCCAGAAUCAGGCAUCAGCGGAAAGGCACCCUUGAUGCCGUCUCUGCCAUCUCUUCUGUGUGGUGAAGUGAAAAUCGCCGCCAUGCAGCCAGCACAGGGUGGUAUAUCCUUCGAAGAGGUGGCUGUGUAUUUCACCCAGGAAGAGUGGGGCCUGCUGAGCCCAGCCCAGAGAGCCCUGUACAAGGAAGUCAUGCUGGAGAAUUUUGGGCACGUGGCCUCUCUGGGACCUCGGAUUGCCAAGCCUGACCUCAUAUCCUGGCUGGAAGAGCUGUUCCUUGUGAUCUCUGAUGAAGAGGAAGGAUUAGCAGCAGGAGGCGUGUGGGAGUCGGCGAAUGGGAUGAAAGAACAGCCAGAGAUGGAGGAAGAGGAUGCAUAUUCAGGUGUGAUCGAGAAGGUGGAAUAUUGUAAUGCAGUGAGUGAGGAAGAGGAAAAAGAUCUUUAUGAAGACAGGACUACAUCUGAUCUUGUAGAGGGGGCUGACUCUGUACUGCAAGAAAUCUACAAAAAGGAAAAUAGGAGCGAGGUCACUGGAAGCAUGGAAGCUUUUCAUGAAAGAACAGAUAUUAGUACUCAGUGGCCCAAUUUUGACAAGAAGGAGAUAAGUAAAUGCUUGGAAUCUGAAGAAAACAUGAGACAAAAAGAUAGCCUAAUUACCCUUCAAUGGAUUGACACGGGUGUGAAAAAAUAUAAAUGCCUAGAGAUUGGGAAAAGCUUCAGUCCAAGUGGAAAGCUUAAUUCCCGUCAAAGUAUUCACACAGAGGAGAAACCAUUUAAAUGCCUGCAGUGUGGGAAAAGCUUCAAUGAUAGAGGAAGUCUUCACUCCCAUCAAAGAAUUCACACAGAGGAGAGACCAUAUAAAUGCCCAGAGUGUGAUAAAAGCUUCAGGCGGAGUGGAGAUCUUAUUACUCAUGAAAGAAUUCACACAGGGGAGAAACCAUAUAAAUGUCUGGAGUGUGAAAAAUGCUUCAGGAGGAGUGGAGAUCUUACAGUCCAUCAAAGAAUGCACACAGGAGAGAAACGGCAUAAAUGCCCCAAAUGUGGAAAAAGCUUCAGGGAGCGUGGAACCCUUAUUGUCCAUCAAAGAAUUCAUACAGGGGAGAAGCCAUAUAAAUGCCUAGUAUGUGGAAAGAGCUUUAGUGAUAACGGAAACCUUACUACCCAUGAAAGAAUUCACACAGGGGAGAAACCAUAUACAUGCCCGGAGUGUGGAAAAAGUUUCAGGCACAGUGGAAGCCUUGCUUCCCAUCAAAGAAUUCACACAGGAGAGAAACCAUAUAAGUGCCUGGAGUGUGAAAAAUGCUUCAGGCGGAGUGGAGAUCUUACAGCCCAUCAAAGAAUACACACAGGGGAGAAACGGUAUAAAUGCUCCAAGUGUGGAAAAAGCUUCAGGGAGAGUGGAGCCCUUCUUGCCCAUCAAAGAAUUCAUACAGAGGAGAAGCCAUAUAAAUGUCUGGAGUGUGGAAAGGGCUUUAGUGAUAACGGCAACCUUAAUCGCCAUCAAAGAAUUCACACAGGGGAGAAACCAUAUAAAUGUUCAGUGUGUAGAAAAAGCUUCAUUGGGAGUGCAGAUCUUAUCAUUCAUCAGAGAAUUCAUACAGGGGAGAAACCAUAUAAAUGCUUGGAGUGUGGAAAAAGCUUCAAUUGGAGUGGAAAUCUAAUAUCCCAUCAAAGAAUUCACACAGGAGAAAAACCCUAUACGUGCUCAGAGUGUGAAAAAAGCUUCAGGCGGAGUGGAGAUCUUACUACCCAUGAAAGAGUUCACACAGGGGAGAAACCAUACGAAUGCCUGGAGUGUGGAAAAAGUUUCAGUCACAGUGGAAGCCUUGCUUCCCAUCAAAGAAUUCACACAGGAGAGAAACCCUAUGAAUGCUGGCAGUGUGGAAAAAGCUUCACAGAGAGUGAAACACUUGCUUUUCAUCAAAGAAUUCACACAGAAGAGAAACCGUAUACAUUCCCAGAGUCUGGAAAUAACUUCAGUGAUAGUGAAAGACUUAAUUUACAUCAAACAAUUCAUAAUGGAGAGAAACCUUAUAAAUGCUCAGAAUGGGAGGAAAACUUCAUGGACAGUAGAAAGCUGGAAUGUGGUAGAAGCUUUCAGCAGAGGGGAAAUCUUAAUUCUCAUCAACUAACUCACACACCAGAGAAACCAUAUAAAUGCCUGGAGUGUGGAAAAUCUUUCAAGCACAGUGGAAGCCUUGUUUGUCAUCAAAGAAUUCAUACAGGUGAAAAACCUUACCAAUGCCUGCAGUGUGGACAGAGUUUCAGAGAGAGUGGAAAACUCGCUUCACAUCAAAGAACUCACACAGGGGAGAAACCAUAUAAAUGUCUGGAGUGUGGUAGAAGCUUUCGUCAAAGGGGAAACCUUAAUUCUCAUCAACGAAUUCACACACUAGAGAAACCAUUUAAAUGCCUGGAGUGUGGUAGAAGCUUUCGGCAGAGGGGAAACCUUAAUUCUCAUCAACGAAUUCACACACCAGAGAAACCAUAUGAAUGCCUCGAGUGUGGAAAAACUUUCAGGCACAGUGGAACCCUUGCAUGUCAUCAAAGAAUUCAUACUGGAGAGAAACCUUACCAGUGCCUGCAGUGUGGAAAGAGCUUCCGACAGAGCGGAAAACUUGCUUCACACCAAAGAAUUCACACAGGGGAGAAACCAUAUAAAUGUCUGGAGUGUGGAAAAAAUUUUAGUCGGAGUGACAGGCUUACUUCUCAUCAAAGAUUACACAGAGGAGAGAUACCAUAUAAAUGUCUGGAGAAUGGAGAAAACUUUAGUCAGAGUUACACCUUAUUCCCUAUGGAAGAGUUCAGACAGAAUGGGGGAGUGUCAUACCUAGAUGACAGUACUCCCGCCGCAAGUCCAUUCAUGCCCUUCCUCAUACCAUCUCACUCUCAAUGUGACCUACUGUCCUCCAUUUUAUGCUCACAACAACAAUCCUAUGAAACAGAUUACACUGAGAGGGUGUGACUGGGCUAAAGUCAGUCAGCCACCUUCCAUGGCAGGGUGGGGAUUCAAUCCAGGGUGUCUUAGAUCCCAGUCUGACACUAACCACUACUCCAGGUCAGCUUUUCCACAGAGGGAAUAUUUUUCACCUUCCAUGUCUCUGCUGCCAGCACUUUCCUGGCCUCUCAUAAAUAAACGUUUACUCUCGUUGCAAAGUGCAGAGGGAUGUUGAACUAAUUUUUGCCAAGAAGUUCUGAUUCCCUUCAUUUUGGGCACUGCAAGUCCCACCAUCUUUCUGAAGUGGGUAGCUGAUAUGGAGAUUCUUAGCUUUAUUUUUGGAUGUGUUGUGCAGGCAAUUUGUAUUAUACCUUUGCUUCCCAUCUCCUUUGCUACUCUCUUACCACCUUCUGACUGGGAUAUAAGGGCUCAGGAAUCUCAGCUCCUUCUGGUAUCUGACAAAGGGAGUCUGACUCUUGACAUCUUACACCCUGGAAAUGUUGUUGGUCUUUAAGGUUUUACAGGAUAUCUCUGGUCAGGUUUGAUUCAGGUAUAGGUGUGCAAUUAAGAAGUCCUGGGCAUCUAGUUAGCUUUUCUAUAUCAAAUUAUUUAACUCCUGGCAAGAGGUACACCACCGUAAUGUCAUAGGUUUGUUACCGAGUGUUGUACACAAGUAAUACUAUUACGGAGUUCCAUUUUAAGUCUUUAGUAUUACAAAAUAAUCAUUCAGUAUUCUUAAUAUCAACUCAAUCAGUAGAAAAUCAUACUAUCCAUGAUAAUUGUAUAGAUCAUUAAAGAAGAGCAAAAAAAGCAUCUUACCCAAAGAUAAAAAGGCAAGGAGAUAAAAAGGUCACAGUUGAAGAACCCCUUCUAUUGUUGUAUUUAUAGGAUUUCAGAACCUUCUCUUGAGAAUUACUGCUUCAAAGACUCAAAGACUUGGCUAAUUUAUUAUCUUACGAUUUCAUACACCAAACAAGGUUAUCUAUAUUUGAAACAUCAUCUUGAAACGUUUAACAAUAGUUAGUUCAUUCUUGCUAUUUUUCUGUUAACAAAGUCUAUGUAAAAUGAGUGUUUACAAGUCUCUCAUACAUAUAAAUAUCUUUUGGCCCCCCACCAAUACAUUUAUAAUCUUGCCAGUUUCUAGGAAGUUAGACAUUCCUGCUAUUCUUAGAUACUUCCUGCACCUGAGCCUUGGUACAUUGCAUAUAUUGAUAGGAGUUAAAGGGCUCUUCCAAACGACAUAUGGCAAUACAAUUGCGUAACUCUAUUGUUUUAUGCCCCUGUGACAGAACCCUAAGAUUCAAUAUGGCUCACGAUAGCCACCUAGAGCAAUCUGUGUUCUUGGACUCCUGGCGCUUACAUCCUUUAUACUCCAUUCCACAUUAGGGCUACCUGGCCAACUUAGUCCUUUUUUGACAAAAGACAACCGUUUAGGCCAGAUUCCCUUUUUUAUCAUAUUAAUGCAGAACUAUUAAAAUGGUGGAACCAUCCUGUAAUAAUUCUCUGAUUGUUGGAAAUACUCUCUGACAUCAGAGAUGGAGCUUUGGUUGGGACUGGUUAGAUUUACUGGUGAAUCUCACCAAGGAGGCUGGCUUAGGUCAGACGCCAUGCCCCAUAGCUAUCUGGGAGGGCUGGACUUUUCUUUGUCCCCACUUUGGAACAUCUGGAGACCCCGAGACCGGUGCGCCAGGGGUUAAGGACUCCUCCACUGUCUUGGUACUACAAGGAACUUUGGAUAUGUUCUGAGGAACCUUCUACAACUUAGGUAAAGCGCGCUUAGCUGAGUUAGCUCAACAUUGUUGUUUUAUUUGAUAGACUGUGUGUUGUGUGAUAGUGUGCUCUUCCCUGUGUUUUGCAUUUUGUCCUUCCUACCCCUUUCGAAUCCACCCACCAUUUCCCUGUUUCCCUCCUACAAUAAACCUUUC